Molecule: messenger RNA, 1334 nt
Organism: Umbelopsis ramanniana AG
Lineage: Eukaryota; Fungi; Mucoromycota; Umbelopsidomycetes; Umbelopsidales; Umbelopsidaceae
Exons: 5
Coding region: 116-1015 (299 amino acids)
Biological process (GO): transcription initiation at mitochondrial promoter; rRNA methylation
Cellular component (GO): mitochondrial matrix
Molecular function (GO): mitochondrial transcription factor activity; rRNA (adenine-N6,N6-)-dimethyltransferase activity
Source: RefSeq, a predicted model, not a curated record
GACGGUAUAAAGAGCCAUUUAAAAGUCCGCUUAUGUCAAAAUUUUCGAGAGAUUUUUUUUUUCCGGACCGAAUGUGUGAAGGAAAACGUGAUUCCUGCAUGAUCCUCGCACGUAAAUGAAUGUCAAGUUACCAAGUGUUCGAGAUCUUGUAAAGCUCUAUGGACUUUCUGCAAAACAGACCCUCAGUCAAAACUUCAUUUUUGACAAGAAUAUAACAGACAAGAUUGUGCGCUGUGCGGGAAUCACAGCAGCUGAUUCUCUCGUUGUCGAAGUCGGUCCCGGACCAGGUUUGUUAACGCGGUCUGUACUCGAUACGAACGUCCAACAUGUGGUAGCGCUGGAGAAAGAUUCUCGCUUUAUUCCAACUUUGACGCAACUCGCAGAUGCAAAUGAUCACCGGCUUAAAAUUCUUCAAGGAGAUGCUAUGAAAGUUCCUCACUCAGAUAUACUCCAGCUGGCGGGCAUCCACCGUGUGGAUCCAUUGAAGAGAAUACAUAUUGUUGGUAAUCUGCCGUUCAAUGUAGCAACACCGUUGCUUAUACAAUGGCUCCAUCUACUUCAGCAAAGGAAAGGUCUGUUUGGUGCUGCGGAGGUAUGGAUGACACUGAUGUUUCAAAAGGAAGUUGCGCAACGUAUAUGUGCACCGGUGAAUACACCUGAUCGAGGAAGACUAUCUGUGAUUACGCAGACACUUUGCAGUGCCAAUAUUCCAUACUUAAUCCCAUCCAGUGCAUUUUUACCGAAACCAAAGGUCGAUGCCGCCAUCGUUCAUCUACGACCAUUACAAUACCAAGAAAUGCCUUUCGAUUUGUUGGAGGAUGUACUACGUUUUUUCUUCACGCGGAAGCGAAAAUCGGCGUCACAUAUCUUGAACCUUCUUCAAUCGCAGUUGAAAUUGGAAACUGCACUUCCGUCAAGCAUCGACAGCAAUGCAAGGCCAGAAAAUAUCACAACGCAACAGUUUAUACAAUUGGCAAUUUCGUUGCGAGAAAUGGGUAUCGAUAGAUUAUCGUAGACACUUAUAAAUUCGACUCCCAUCGGCUGCAUGGGUGUCACAAACAUUUUUGACGCCUUGCAAUCUCCACUGCGUUGCACCGUGUCAAAAGCGCCACAGGUAAAGGCGGCGAUUACCGCCAUUUCUGCCUUACAUCGCCGCCAUCAAAAUUGUAACAUCUAGUAUGCUAUUGUAUAUAUGUAGACAUCGACGGUGAUACACACUCAGACAUGAUACCAGUUCCCAAUUUAUAUCUAGACCCAUUUUAUUCAUAGAUGUAUGAUGUUACACUUUCACAAUGCAACAUCACACUACAUUAAAGUACUCAGUUUCCCGCAAA